Messenger RNA from Ostrinia furnacalis (Asian corn borer), 2446 nucleotides. RefSeq lists its product as uncharacterized. Lineage: Eukaryota; Metazoa; Arthropoda; Insecta; Lepidoptera; Crambidae. The transcript has 4 exons. The coding region runs from base 42 to 2297 and encodes 751 amino acids. The record is from RefSeq and is a predicted model, not a curated record.
UUUUGUAAACGAUUUUGGAUAGCGAAAUAAAAGUGGUUAAAAUGCGUUCUUUCCUGCUCAUAACACUGUUUAUUUGUUUGACGACGAUUGCGCUCGCCAGGCCUUCUCGACUUGACGACAGGAGUGAUACUAGUGAAGUGGAAGAGAACGAGUAUGAAGCUAACGAAGAAGAAAAUGCAGCGGAAGACAACGUGCAAGAAAAUGAAGACUCCAGAUUAAGUGACCAGGAAGCGGGCGAUACUGCUGCUGAUGAAGAGUCAAGGAACCAGCAACCUAUGAGAUUUGGUAGAGAGAAAUACCCCCAACGGAAUUACAUGGAAGAAGCGGAUCGUCCUAGAGCCAAUGCCGAUGGUUUUUCAGAGUGUAAUCGAGGCAGAGGCAAGGGAGAAAAAUUUGAGGAAACAAUACAAGCCAACAAUGAAUUACCAUCGUUCUCUAAACGCCGCCAAACAAACCGUUACAUAGACAACAGUGACGUAAACGACCCUCCUGAGAAAGUACAACACUUGACCAACAACUACAAAACAAAUCGCGUACAAGGAGAUAGUCGAAACAAUGAAUACGACAAAAGAACUAUCGAUUCACAGACCUCAUCAUUGGACGAUAGUGAUGCUAUAUUUGAUAACAACAGAGAAAAUAGAAAUAGUGGUGAAAAAGUUGAAUACAAUAAUGAAGUGGCUGACUCCAGUGAGCAAUCCCGGCAUUUCAAACAGUAUUACAACACAAUGCAAUCGGAGCAUAAAAGCAUGCUUGGGGAUAAAAACUAUGAAAUGGGCAAUCGUGACAGACGCCAAGCGGAAGCCAGCAAUAAUAUUAAUUUAUCCAGUACUUCGACUGAAAAGGAAAUGAUAUCAGCUGAAAUUUCGAAUGAAGAAGAUGAAGCCGCCAUUAGACGUCACAUUAAAAAACUUUCGGGAGAAGAACUAGAAGAACUGCUCAACUCGCUCUCAGAUGAUAAAAAAGCUCUUCUUAAUAGAAUCAUUGACAAUGAUCGUAACGCUUAUGACACCGUCAAUAAGAGGGAAAUAACGAAAAAAGCAGGCGCCGUCGAAGAAAAUAACUACAUAGACAGUGGGAUGUCUGAAAUUAGUAAAGUCCAAGGAGGAAGCCCGUCUAUUGAUAUCAAUACUGAAUCUGCAGUCUCGCAGAGCGCAGACUUAGAAAAUACAAAACAGGAAAGCCAAACCGAGAGCGUUGAUAUAUCAACCAAAACUGCGGAUACAACCCGAGCUGAGACGCCUGAAAGUAGAGCUGAACUAUUGAGCGAGCCAAAUGACGCCGCUACUAAUAGCAAGUUGGAUAGCAGCGCCUAUGACACCAACGAUGCCUCAUCAAGUGUACAGUCCACAAAAACGGAAAACAAGCGGGAAACUAAUGUAGAUUACUUCAAAAACCCAGAUGGAUCCUUUGACGAUACUCAAAUAUCAGAUAAUUAUUUUAACACCAAGGACGGUGAUGAUUCUUUCAAUGAUCAAGGUCAUUUUUGUUCUCAAGAUGUCGAUUUGUCGCAAUUAAUUGACGAAGAAGCUCAACUUCACAACAAUGAACAUCAAUACAAACGCGAAAUUCAAGAUAACAGCGUAGAUGUAGAUGAUUCUAUGAAGUCUUUAGAAGAAUCAUUCCCAAAUAGCAAUUGUGAAGAAAAUGGACAAUACUUUGAGUCAAAUAUGGCGCCUCUAGUUAGAGUAAAAAGGAAAGAUGACGAUUUGGUAAUAAAAAAGAGGGCUGCUGCAGUUUUACCAGAUGCCAAAGUGGCGUUUUUCCCAUAUAAAGCUGAGAAUGAUGACGUGGAUACCGAUGAGGGCAGCGAAUUUGAAGAUGAUGGUUUCUAUGAUCGUACAUCGAACUAUGCUAAAAAUGAUGCCAAUAAACCUGGGGAUAACACUGACACAAAAUAUGGUGUUCGUUCCGUUCAAUCGAAGGCUAAUGUUGAAGAAGAUUCUAAGCCAGAAGACUCCGCAAAUGACAAAGUUGAAAGUGAUACUAUGAGUCUCGGUUCGGAUACCGACAGCGUUUUGUCUGGCGUUGAAGGUGUGGACGACAAUCUUAUGUUCAACAGUGGUAGCCGUAACCGGCGUACAGCUGAAGAUCCAGAAGGUAUCGACCAAGGUAGACCCCUGCGCUCCACUCCAUCACCAGAAGAGAACGCAAAGCUUCCUGACAGUUUCAUCAAUGUACCAAAUUACCAGGAAUCCGAUGCUUUUGGUUCUCUUCCACGGAACUACGAAGGUGAGUUGGGUCGGUAUAAAAGAAUAAGACGUGUCAAACCACCUGCACUAUCUGAUGCGACAGCCUGAUGAUUAAUAUUUUCUACUUAUGAUACAAACAGUUUGAUAUGUUUAAGCAUUUUGAGGUCUCUUAGAACUAGUUUGUAGAAUGUUAAUUUACAUUGUUUUAGAUUUGUUUUAAGUUGAAUAAUAUGUUGGUGUGAUGGCACGUCAUUAAA